UGACGUAUAAGUACGUAAAAAGAGCUGUGCUGAUCGUUCUUACGUUUUAAUUUGGUGUUUUAAUAUUUCUUACGACGUUACGGUUUUAUACGAUUUCUCAGAGAAGGUUGAAGUGCCGAUAUGGGAGUUCCAGCUUUUUUUCGUUGGCUGAGCCGAAAAUAUCCGUCGAUUAUCGUGCAUUGUGUGGAGGAGAAGGGAAGAGAAUGCAACGGAGUCCGUAUUCCUGUUGAUACAACAAAACCAAACCCCAAUGAGGUGGAAUUUGAUAAUUUGUAUUUGGACAUGAACGGGAUCAUUCACCCAUGCACACAUCCAGAAGACAAACCAGCUCCCAAAAAUGAAGAUGAAAUGAUGGUCGCCAUUUUUGAAUACAUUGACCGUCUGUUCAAUAUAGUGCGGCCCAGGAGGGUUCUGUAUAUGGCUAUUGAUGGAGUGGCUCCACGUGCUAAAAUGAAUCAGCAGCGAUCUAGGCGGUUCCGUGCCUCUAAAGAAGGGAUGGAGCUGAUGGAGGAGAAACAGCAGAUACGAGAGGAGAUCAUCUCCAGAGGAGGUUAUCUUCCACCUGAGGAGAUAAAGGAGAGAUUUGACAGCAACUGCAUCACUCCAGGAACGGAGUUCAUGGACAAUCUAGCACAUUGCCUUAGAUAUUAUGUUGCAGACAGACUCAGCAAGGAUCCAGGCUGGAAGAACAUCACGGUCUUCCUGUCUGAUGCCAGUGUCCCAGGUGAAGGUGAACACAAAAUUAUGGACUUCAUCAGGAGACAGAGAGCCCAACCCCACCAUGACCCCAACACACACCACUGUCUGUGCGGAGCCGAUGCUGACCUGAUCAUGCUGGGCCUCGCCACCCACGAGCCGAACUUCACCAUAAUCAGGGAGGAGUUUAAACCAAACAAACCCAAACCGUGCGCGCUCUGUGGACAGAUGGGCCAUGAGCUCAAAGAGUGUCAGGGAGCAGCAAGAGAGAAACAGGGCGAGCACGAUGAGUUUGCAGACAUGAUGCCAGUUGCUGAGCAGGAGUUCAUCUUCAUUAGACUCUGUGUUCUGCGUGAGUACUUGGCGAGAGAGCUGACCAUGGCCAGCCUUCCCUUUGCCUUCGAUUUUGAGAGGAGUGUGGACGACUGGGUAUUCAUGUGUUUCUUUGUUGGAAACGACUUUUUACCCCACUUGCCGUCUUUAGAGAUCAGAGAGGGAGCAAUUGAUCGACUGGUCAGAAUCUACAAAGAUGUUGUGCACAAAACAGGGGGCUAUCUGACACAAAACGGCUUCGUCAACCUGGAGCGCGUAGAAUUAAUCAUGCAGGCUGUCGGAGUGGCCGAGGACAACAUAUUUAAAAAACGUAAAGAGGAUGAUGAAAACUUUAAGAGGAGAAAUAAAGAGAAAAGAAAGCGGCUGAAGGCAGAGCAGCUCGGCCCUGCAUACAUGACGACGGGACAGUUUGCCCCUGUGGCCCUGGGGCGAGGAAUGCACCCUCAGACUGUUGAGAAUGCACGGCAGCAGGCCUACGGCAUGAGGAUGCAGGAUAACCAGAAUGCAGCACAGUCACUGAAAGCCAUGAUGAGGAAUGGUGGAAAUUCAUCUGCAGGAUCCAGCAAUGUCACAGAUGGGAGAGGGAUGAAGAGAAAAGCAGAAGACAGUGACAGCGAGCCAGAGCCCGAAGACAACGUUAGGUUGUGGGAGGAUGGAUGGAAGCAGAGAUACUACAAGACAAAGUUUGACGUGGAUGUUACUGAUGAUGACUUCAGGCAGAAGGUGGUGAAGUCCUACGUGGAAGGUCUCUGCUGGGUCCUGCGCUACUACUACCAGGGCUGUGCCUCCUGGAAAUGGUUCUUCCCCUUCCACUACGCUCCAUUUGCCUCCGACUUCAAACAGAUCAAAGGCAUGUUUACGGCGUUUGAAAAGGAAACUAAACCGUUUAAGCCUCUAGAGCAGCUGAUGGGCGUGUUCCCUGCUGCUAGCGGAAACUUUCUGCCAGAGACUUGGCGAAAUCUCAUGAUAAGUCUGGACUCUCCAAUUAUUGACUUCUACCCCGAUGACUUUGCCAUUGACCUCAAUGGCAAGAAGUACGCCUGGCAAGGUGUGGCCUUGUUGCCUUUUGUGGACGAGCAGCGGCUGAGGGCAGCUCUGGCGAAGGUUUAUCCCGACCUCACACCUGAAGAAGUGAGAAGAAACAGCCUUGGAAGUGAUGUUUUGUUUGUUUCAAAGUCUCACCCACUCUUCGACUUCCUCCACGAACUUUACAGCACAGACACUCAGGAGGCCACUGAAAUCCCAGCUGAGCUCUGCCAUGGAAUCCAAGGUGCAUUAAAUCUCGAUGACGACCCGAUUCUACCAGAUAAGACCGUGGUGUCUCCAAUCCCAGUGCUAAGGGACAUUUCACAAAACAGUGCUAUUGGAGUGAAAUUCAAGGAUCCUCAGUAUGCUGACGGGUUUGUGUUCAAAGCCACACUCCUACCUGGAGCCAAGAUGCCCAAUAAGGUUUUGAAACCUGAGGACUGGGACAGGGGGAGUAAGGGACCCUGGAAACCCCAGCUGGGCUUCAACCCCAACAGGGAGCAGGCCCACUUAGACCAGUCUGCCUUUAGGGCACUGAAUCGCAUUGUAAAUAGAAACCAUGGUGCUGGCGGAGGACAGUACAGCAACGCACCGCCUCCAAGCAACUACCACCAAGGAAGUUACCGUCCUGCUCACAGCAGCAGCCACCAGCCUUCAUACCAACAUUCCAGGCACAGCAGUUUGCUGGGGACUCCUCCCACCUUCCACCCCCCUCAUUACCCGAGUUCGGGGCAGCAGUACAGCAGAGGAGCUCACGGUUGGGAUCGAGCCAUGCAGUCACAGCACAAUGCCUACCAGCAAAACGUGAACCGCGGUCAAGAAGGCCGGGCCACAGGCGGCUACCAGCAACGUUUUGAGCACCGUCGCAAUGACUGGCAAGAUCGCAGAAACGACCGAGGACAGCAGCAGCAGGGUUACCAAAGUUACCCCCCUCCUCCUCCUUCCAGAAGAUACCAGUGAAACUGAAGGCCACGUUUCACCUUGGAGCAGCAGAUAAUUUUAGAUGAGACAUUUUUUUUUUCUUUUCUUUUCAUUGUCUGUUUUGUAAACAGUUAUUUUUCUUAUAUUCCAUUUGGGGGAAAAAAAGUAGAAAUGUUAACCUUAAAAAAAAAAAAA
Thalassophryne amazonica is the source of this 3171-nucleotide messenger RNA. It is a transcript of the gene xrn2, whose product is annotated as 5'-3' exoribonuclease 2. NCBI's taxonomy places the organism in Eukaryota, Metazoa, Chordata, Actinopteri, Batrachoidiformes, Batrachoididae. Gene Ontology annotation, biological process: nuclear-transcribed mRNA catabolic process. The transcript is spliced from 31 exons. The record is from RefSeq and is a predicted model, not a curated record. Gene Ontology annotation, cellular component: nucleus. Bases 121 to 3015 code for a protein of 964 amino acids. Gene Ontology annotation, molecular function: 5'-3' RNA exonuclease activity; RNA binding.